UGUUUUCAUUGUCACACUAUUGAAAUUGAACUCCUCUUAGCAACGCCGCCCAGCGGCUUGCCCGAAUAAAUGCCCUCCUGCAGUCAAAUCAUUUGCAAAUGUGCCUCCUCCUCUGUCCACAUGGAGAACCAGCAAAUUAACUUUUGCUCGACACUUUGUUGAUAUUUUCCUUAAACCAAACAAUUAGAUCUAUCCUUCUACUGUCUUCUUCGAGCGAUUGGACUCUAACUCAGUUUUCUUCCCCAAUUGCAUUGACAAGGGAAUCACCCUUGGGGGAUUGGGUUUUCCUUUUUUCUGACGGCAGUGGUAUCUCCAAUCAAGACUUGAAUUGUAACCCCAUCAAGUGAAAAAGAGAACAGCUGUUGUUUCUUUAGAGGAGGGUGUUUUUUGAUGCUUGGUAAUCAGCUGAGCAAAUGGGCCCUAUAUAUUACAUCCUUAUUGCAUUGCCUUGCACCAUUGGUGCCAUAGCGCUGGCACUUGUGCACAUAUACAGGCACCUAUUGAAUUACACUGAGCCAACUUAUCAAAGAUACAUUGUCCGGAUCAUCUUUAUGGUUCCUGUUUAUGCGCUGAUGUCAUUCUUGUCACUCGUUCUAAAUAAGAACGCCAUUUAUUUUAAUUCCAUACGGGAAAUAUAUGAGGCUUGGGUCAUAUAUAAUUUUCUAUCACUCUGCCUGGCAUGGGUAGGUGGCCCAGGAGCUGUUGUUCUAAAUCUGAGUGGCCGAGUUCUAAAGCCUAAUUGGUAUCUGAUGAUGUGCUGCUUUCCUCCAAUUCCUUUGGAUGGGCGCUUUAUUCGUAGGUGCAAGCAGGGAUGUUUGCAGUUUGUGAUCCUCAAGCCCAUAUUAGUGGCAGUCACAUUCAUACUUUAUGCAAAACAGAAAUAUGAGGAUGGAAAUUUCAGUCCAAAGCAAUCCUACCUCUACCUCACAAUUAUCUAUACUAUCUCAUACUCGACGGCACUUUAUGCCUUGGUCUUGUUUUACGUGGCAUGCAGAGAUUUGCUCCAGCCAUUUAAUCCAGUUCCAAAGUUUAUCAUAAUCAAAUCUGUUGUAUUCCUUACUUACUGGCAGGGAGUUCUGGUGUUUCUUGCUGCGAAGGCUCGAUUUAUUAAAGACACCGAGGAAGCUGCAGAAUUUCAGAAUUUUAUAAUUUGUGUUGAGAUGCUUAUUGCUGCUGCCGGCCAUCUUUUUGCCUUUCCAUACAAGGAGUAUGCUGGGGCUAAUGUUGGUCCUUCUCAUGGUUUUUGGGCUAGCCUUGGCCAUGCCCUUAAACUUAAUGACUUUUACCAUGACACUGUCCACCAGUUUGCUCCUACUUAUCAUGAUUACGUGCUCUAUAAUCAUAACGAGGGUGAUGAGGGAGCAAAAAAAUACAGGGCGAGGACUUUUGUCCCAACUGGCACAGAGAUGGAUACUGCUAGGAAAAACAAGAAGAUAUCUGCAAACAAAUUGGAAUAUUUACAAUUGUCUAGUCUCUCUUCUUCUGCUAGCAGUACUUCCGAAAAUGCUGGGAUUGGCUGUCAAACUGGGAGAUCAGAGGCAGUGAAUUCUUCAUUGCUGAUAGAUACAUCAAGUGUCUCAUUGUCCCAUGAUCUCUCUCUCAUUGAUGUUGACUUGACAAAUUAUCCACCUAAGGUUUCUGCAGCUAAUGUGUCUGGGACAAGCUAACAAAUAGAAAAUGUUUAUUCAAGUGACUAAUACUAGCAAAAUAUGUAUUUUUAAUGGGUCAGAUGGCAGCAAAGUUGGUCACAAUUGUAUAUUUCUUACCCAUGA
Messenger RNA from Nicotiana attenuata, 1772 nucleotides. RefSeq names its product transmembrane protein 184A-like. Gene Ontology annotation, biological process: transport. Lineage: Eukaryota; Viridiplantae; Streptophyta; Magnoliopsida; Solanales; Solanaceae. Gene Ontology annotation, molecular function: transporter activity. The transcript is spliced from 8 exons. Bases 414 to 1667 code for a protein of 417 amino acids. The record is from RefSeq and is a predicted model, not a curated record.